AUGAGCUAUAGACUAUUGUUUGCGCGUUCUUUUGCUUUGAAAAGCGGGAAUAUUCCGCGGACUAUCGUGUCAACAGCCCAAUCCAAUGUCUCAACAAUAUCAACGUCAACAGGUCUAUCAAUCAACGCAUUAAUACGCUUCGAUUGCAAAGCUUCAGCCCUAAAUCUCCCCUCAACAUCACCAUCUUCAAAGAGCCACGAAUAUGCUUUCACAUACUCCGGCCAUACCACCGCAUCCAUGUAUCCAGGGGGAUCUGGCCAAAAGUUCUUCAGUCUCCCCAAGCACCUGCGCUCUCUUUGCUGCCGACGAGUCUUAACUGUCCCGUAUGACGCCCUAACAAAGAUUUUUACAUCAAAGAACGGUUCAAACAUUGAUACAGAGGGGCCGUAA
Molecule: messenger RNA, 390 nt
Organism: Pochonia chlamydosporia 170
Lineage: Eukaryota; Fungi; Ascomycota; Sordariomycetes; Hypocreales; Clavicipitaceae
Exons: 1
Coding region: 1-390 (129 amino acids)
Source: RefSeq, a predicted model, not a curated record